Molecule: messenger RNA, 22159 nt
Organism: Porites lobata
Lineage: Eukaryota; Metazoa; Cnidaria; Anthozoa; Scleractinia; Poritidae
Source: the annotation of a GenBank genome assembly
AUGGCGGCCCUGAGGCACGGAUCAAGGAAGUUUUAUGAAAUUCCUAGUAGCGAGGAAUUCACGCAUUUAAGAAGCAAUGAUACACUUAAGAAGGAGAAAAAUGUCAAAGAACUCUUCAGGUAUAUCGAAGAAAGUUGUAUAGGAGAAGAUGUUACAUUUUGCGGGCCAUAUGGCCCUCGGAAAGGUAAGUUUGGCUGACCCUUAAUGUACUUUUAUUGGUAGUAAGAGAGGAUGCUGUAAGUGAUUUGGUCGUUGCGGUACCGUUUAAUUAAAUUUUUCGAUUUUAUUUUCAGUCACCUAUUGCGACUUCACGGCAUCUGGAAGGUAUGUUUUCAAACGUAUUCACUAUUGUUCAGCUGAAAUCUCACAGCAAACAACAAAAAUGAUUUUUUUAAAAAAAAAUUGGAGCACAUGCUUUAAAUUCUGUACUUUAACCUUGAAUUCUGUCUUAGACACAAGAUGGACACAUCCUUACCAAACGGGGAGGGGUGUGUUGGGCUCAAGAUUCUCUUUGAACGCUGGCUGUCAUCAGCGGCCCUGACCCAUCAUCUAGCCUCUUCAGUGCUGGCUGCUUAUAAGGGUCAUUACCUAGGGACCUUCUGAUGGGCACGUGGGGAAUUACUUGCACUGUACCUGUAGCAUUAAGUUGGGGCAGACUAUGUCUUAUCCUAGCCUGCAGUGCAGGCGUAUUUUGGGUGGGCGAAACCUUGUUCGUGUUCGUAAUAUUGUUGUAGCCGCUAUCUUUGAUUUUAUGACAGUGGAAGAUUGGGGAGAGUAGAAAUAGUAACCCUUACAGUAGGUGCGAGGGCAAAAGGUGACCAGGGCGUAAGAAGGAAAGGGGGGAGGGGGAGGGGAGAAAAAAAGGUGUUUUCUCUUCUCUCUCCCCGCUCCCUUUGACUCGCCCCAUCUCCUCCUCUCUUCGGGAAGUUUCAACAUGGCGCUUUCGCGAGCAAAUCCUCUCUCAAAGAAAACGCCUGCACUGCAGGCUAGUCUUAUCCUGGAGAAAUGGCUGGCUUUUGGGUAGCUAGAAUGAUGAUGUUAUUGUACCAUGUCUGGGAUAUAUCUUGUAAUGCCAACCCCAGCCACAGGAGACAAAAAUCUUGAAGUUCCGAACCUAGAGCUGGGAAAAGUAGUCAGAAGCAGGAAAAAGUCAUGAGAUGUCCCAAAAUUCCUAGUGGAAGGACUUCCAGUGGGGAUUUUGGGUAUUAAGAAAUUAUUUAUCAUUUAAAGCUGGAAUACUAAGCACCACAGUCAAUCUUCUUCGCUGCUGCUGACAUGAACGUGUUUGUUGAUGGCCAUCCUUGAAAUGAAAGAUUUAGGUUUAUUGUUAGAGUGAGUCUGUGUAUGUAGUGUCAGUAAGUCAUGACAGGUUAAAAGUUGGCAGCUCAGACAUUGGAUUGUGUGUCUUAUAGGGGGUGUCGACCGACAUAUUGGUUGAGUGUCGGUUGACACAUCAGUCAAUAUAUCGGCCGAGUGUCAGUUGGCUGUUGUUCAAGGGUCAGUUAAGUAGCGGUUGAGUAUCUGUCAACGUGUUGAUUGAGUGUCGGUUGAUUUAUGGCCGAUACUCGGCCCCUAUAACCUAUCGGUUGAUAGGCUCUCAAUAGUCAGUCAUUACUUUGUUGAUGGAUCACCAACGUAUCACCAACACUGGGUUGACACCUUGGUCGACUGUUCAUUUUCAGUUUAGGCCUCCUUUCAACUGUACCAAUGGUGAAGCUAUCAUUCAUUUGUUCCUCUUACUAGAUUGGUUUUGUUAGGCACAAAAAAAAGAAAUUUUCUCACAGAAAACUAUGGCUUUCUGUUGCGGACAAAGCAUGUAAGAAAAUUUGAGGUUGAAGAGUUGAGCAAGACCAGAAAGCCCGGGCCUGAAAGAUGGAAACUCACCUUUGCUAUGCCCAUUUUGGUCAAAUAUUACCCUACAAAACUGUCAUAAAAUAGCUUCUUUUUAGCACAAGACCAUAAUUUGGCCUUUUUUAGAUUGAGGGAAAGUUUGUUAGUUUGUAGAUUUGACAGUUUGCCCAUCUCCAAAUAUGACAUAUCUGUAAGAUAGUUUGGAUCUUUUUGUGACAUGAGUACGGUGGUAUUGUUGGCAAUACCUGAUGUAGGACUGGUAUGAUGUGGUAUGAAAAGCACGACAGAAGAGGUCAGUAAAAAAGUUGAACAGGCAGUGCCGAUGCUUAACCGAUACACCACCAAUACAUGUACAUUGCCGAUACUCUACUGACGGUACUCUGACACAUACUGCCGACAAUAUCGUGGCUGACUAUUGACCAACGGUUGACUGAUACAUCCACCGAUACUUGAUCGAUAUAAUUAUCCUCCGAUACUUGGCCGAUAUAUCAACUGAUAUGUCAACCGACACUCGCCCAAUACUCAACCAAUAUAUCAACCGACGUGACGGUUGACACCUCCUAUAAGACAAGACACAAGAUGCCAGACAUCUACCAAUCAAAUGUCACUGCUAGGCAUCUUCUUUAGAUUGAUUUUGCUAUCUAACUUGGAAAUGAACCAUUAUGGAUGCUCCAAAAAGUUUUCAGAGUGUGAUAUUUCCAGAAAGCAUGAGAAAUAAGUUGUCAACUCCUGAGAGUGUGAGCUAGGUAUGAAAUCAUGAAACCCUUAACAAAGUCAUGAGACUUGGCAAGUCUGACUAUACAUGUAGCACACACACUCACCUAUCCAGCAUACCCACAUAGGCAGAAAUGGUGUUUCUUAAGGCUGAUUUAGACAGUACGAUGUUUGCUUACGACUAUUGUGUGCGACGAGCAUGCAUCACGACUUCACGACAGAUUGUGUCGUGUAAAUUAGACCCACAACAUUCAUUUGACCCAUUGUGGACGUCGUACGUGUAAAUUGUGCGUGUGUGGAUGGUCGAAAGUCAUGACGUAUGCUAGUCGCACACAAUAGUUGUAAGCAAAAAUAAUACUGUCUAAAUCGGCCAUUAAUGUCACUGUUUCUGUAAAAGCAGCUCUAGUUACAGAUAGUAUUCUUGUAAAAAGUGAUUUGGCUAAUCAAUAUUUUCAUAAACUACUCUGUAGGUCAUUGACAUUUAUUGAAGAUUACAUAAGAGGGCAGGUUUUACCUCAUUAUGGCAACACACAUACUACAACAACUGUAACUUCACUACAGACAACUUUGUAUCGCCAUGAAGCAAGGUAAAAUUAAUUAGUGCCUCCACACUGUCUGUUGUUUUAUAUGAAUAACUGGACAGUUUGGUCAAUGUAUUUCCAAAGGCAAAUUAAACUACAUGUAUACAAUAAUUUUCUGCGGAGCAGAUUUGUCAUAUAACAUUAAAUGUGUGCCAUAAGUUUUGCAACCUUGUACAGUGUAAGAGAGUUUUAGAGGUUAUGAUGUUUCUCAGGAACAGCUUUAGAAACGUCAUAAGCUUUUUUUCCAGAUCAGGCAUUUUAAAAUUAACAAUGAGAUUUCUUGCAGAUUAAUCAAUUUGGGAUCAUAGAGCAAAUUCCCACCAUCACAUAAUAAUUUUUUAGAAUCAUGCCCUCUUUAUAGAGUAUGCUUCCUUAUGUUUAGGGACCCAAAACAGCAUGUUUUUCAGUAAUGAAAGGAGAUAGGCUUGCUUAGUAUUUUUAACAAAAAGAUGAUUUUGAUGAUUUAUCCUUGUGGGUUACACAAAUAUUGAUAGUACUCAGAUUCACAUACAUGUCAUGUAUAAUAUCACAUGAUGACUCAUGCAGAGUUCCCUCGGUGUAAAAAUGUUUCACUUAUGAUCAGACCAGAGUAUGUAUGUAUCAUGAAACAUUUGAUUGUUAUCUGAUUUGAUUAUUUGAAGGGAUAUCAUCAGAAAUGCAGUGAAUGCCAGUGAAAGUGACUCUGUGAUAUUUGUCGGUAGUGGAGUGACAGGAGCCAUUCAUAAGUUGAUUCAUGCACUGGACUUUAAAGAACCUCCUGUAAGUACUCAAUUUACAGCAUUGCCUUAUCACUUAUACUGAUUUUUAAAACGGGAAGACAUUCAACCUACACCAAUGCAAAGAUGUGUGGAAUUCAUUAGCUUGAUGUCGUCCUCAGAGACCCAGGGACAGAUAGUGGGGGUGAGGGAAAGUCUAAACGAGUGGGAAAAUAUGGCACAAAGAAAAGUAAAGAACGGCGAGAAGAGCCCCUGGGGACAAUGUCUUACCAGACCAGUUCCAAAUGGUCGCCGCCGUUCUGCCUUCUGAUUGGGCAGAAAAACACAGUUUUCUGGCACCAAUCAGAAGUCAGAACGGCAGCGACCAUUUGGAACUAGUCUGGUAAGACAUUGUCCCCAGGGGCUCUUCUCGCCGUUCUUUACUUUUCUUUGUGCCAUAUUUUCCCACCCGUUUAGACCUUCCCUUGCCCCCACUGUCUGCCCCUGGGUCUCCGAGGAUCAUUGGCUUGAUGUUGGACUCAUGCAAGUUUCCUUUCAUGCAAUGUACUUACAUUUACUUCUACAGUGUGCUUCUUGGCUAAAAAAAGUACUGGUAAUAAUUUAGUGAUGGCCACCCUGUUAGCUCAGUUGAAAAAGCACCACUUUACCAGACAAGAGGUUGCAGGUUCAAACCCUGGCCAUAUAUAUUACGCCAAUAUUUUUUUUGGUAAUUUCCAUGUUACUUCAUUUUUGACAGAAUUACAUGUAUUUCAGAGCUGCAAAUAACUUUUCGUUGUUGGAAUGACGUGCACACUGUAUGUGUUCUGGUUCAAUUUUAUCCCGGGAUCAAAUUUUAUUUCAAACUCAUUAUCAUAUAUUACCAUACCCCAAAACAAAGGGAAAUAUAAUUUAAACCAUGCAAGGACAAAAUUGAACAACAACAUAUGUGUCCAGCUAUUAAAGUCACCUUCUUGGUCAAUAAAGCAAAAAAUGUGGUCUGACUCAAUCAAGGGUGGAUGGGAAAAUUGUGCAUUGUAGACCCAGGAUUUGCAGAAAUGCUGAUAACUGCCAUGUAUUCACUGCAAUUAUGUUACUUUGUUGGUGCAACAAUGUCCUCAAGGUAGAAUUUUAUUCACCUGCAAUAUGAUAGUCUCUUAAUUUGUUGUGUUUGUUCAGACAUCACGUCUGACCACAGUGAAGAUUUCAUCAGAAAUGGGCAAGUUUUAGUCAAACAUUGUCUGAUGAAUAACCAACUUUAUUUGCAGCUCUGCAUUUAGAUAAGAGCUAGAGCAAACUUCAUUACCAUGAUUAUUUCUGGAAAUGUAAGGUAACAACAUUCUUCUCUUUGAUAAGGUGGUACUUGUGGGACCAUUUGAACACCAUUCAAAUCUUCUCCCCUGGAAGGAAUUAGGUGCUGAGGUAUGAAAAUAUAUUUUGGAAUACUUUAAUGACAAUUUUAAAUCCACUUUAAGUGGUUCUAAACCUUUUAUUAAUGGUAGGUUAUCUGGAUCAAGCAAGAUGCAAAAGGGUUAGUUGACCUCACAGAUUUGGAGUUUAAACUUAAGGUAUGCAACAUGGUAAAAAAAGUAAUCAUUAAUUGAGAUAAAUUCAACAACUUUCCUUUAUGAAUUUCAAUAAAAAAUGCUGUAGACAAGUAGCAAAGAACUUCAGUUUAAGAAAAAUAAAGACAGGUUUUUUUGAUAAUCAAUGAAAUAAACUUAAGUUAAGUACUCUUUAAUGCAUCCUCAUGCUUGAUUUUCACCUUGGUGGUGUGCAAAGCCCUACAGCACGGAACAUGUUACAGGUCAAAAUUAAUUUGAGGUUAAAAUUAUUGAACAUUUGUUGAUUCUCAGUUUUCUUUGUCUCUUAGCCCUAAUUAUUCAUGAAUAUUAGUGCUGGGACGGAAAGAAAAUUAAGAAUCAACCUAUGUUAAAUAGAUUUUAACCAGACUUUAAUUUUGACCUGUAACAUAAAUAUUGAUCAUCUUUUAAAUAAGCAUGACACAAAAAGGAAAUUUGAGGCCAUUGGUCCAGUUUUGAAGUGGGGAUUUGGCCUGUGAAAUUCUAGAUACUGCUGCUGGUAUUCUCCACUGAUUUGUGUGUAUACUACAUGGCUGCUAGGUUCAACUUUGUGUUUCUAUUUUAAACAUUUGAAGGGAUAUUUUUUCACACGAUACCAGUAUGACUCAUUCUGGAAUGAGUUCAUCUUAUCUCUGCAUAGGUGUAUUUCUCUGUAUUUGUUUAGAUGAUACCAAAACAACAUUUCAUUCCCCUACGAGUCAUUCUGGAAUGAGUUCAUUCCAAAAAUUGUGUACUCUGGGGAAAGUGGCGUAAGCGUAUCUGAUUUGGUGUGAAAACCAUCCAAGUGAGAACACCUUACAGGCUAAGCCAUUUGAUUUUAUCAUGUGAAUGCAGUACAAACGUCACUCUGGAAUGAAACUCAUGAAUAAAUUGUGGAAUGAAAGUCAUUCUGGUAUCAUUUUAAUGGCCCCUAAGUGCCACUUUGUCAAAUAUCAAAUUUUUCUUUUUGUUUUGUUCUAAUGCGUACCUAUUUGCCAGGAGAGUUAAACAUUUUAUAAGGGAUCAAAUUGAACCUGUUCAAUAAUAUAAUAACAACUGCAAAAUAAUAUAAAGCAAUAACCUAACGUUUUAGUUAUGUUUGAUUUUAGGCUAUGUCUUCGAAAGGCAAGCAGCUUAUUGGCUGUUUCUCAGCUGCAUCUAAUGUGACUGGUAUUCUAACAGACACCAAUGCUGUUACAGCUUGUCUGCACAGGCAUGGAGCCUUGGCUUUCUGGGACUAUGCCACUGCAGGUAAACAGUGAAAUGGUAAUUAGGGUGACUCCAUUAUGAAUUGAGCAAACAGCUGAUGAAGACAGUGGCAGAAAAAGGUGGCACAGGUGCUUAAAAAAAGUACAUUUCUUCGGUAAUUGGCUUCAUGCUGUUGCUGUUAUCCUGGAAAGAAUUGGCACAUUUAAACUAUUGAAUUCAUAACACAGUCUCUCUGACUCUGACUGGAUCACCCUGUUUGAAAUAAAUAUCACCAUAGUAAUAAGCAAUACUCUGCUUUGUGGCAGUGGUAUUUCCAAUAAUAUUGGACUAUUAAUAUGCUGAUUGCAGUGUACCCUCUAGCUCAUACAGACACUUCCAUAAUGCAGACUGGCCUCUCCAUUAUGGACAAUCCCUGCCUUUACUUAAAGACACCUCUGUAACUUGGGCAUGUCCUGUUGGUUAUUUAUGCCCAGUGGGGGUCCAUUUUAAGAUGUUUGACUGUAUUUCUUUUGUGUCUUACAUGACAUACAGCUCCAUACGUGGAAAUCAACAUGAAUCCAUUGGUAACCAGGUAAUCAGUUUUUUUUAAAAUACUAUUGGAGAGACCAAAAGUCAACAACUGUCAAACACUUAAUUUUGGUAAUUUUACAGAUAAUUUGAGAUUUUUGGCUUUUGAUAACGUUGAGUUUGACUCAGGAACCUUCUUUUUUGCUCACACCAUCAUGAACAAGCAUAAUGCACUCCACGCAAUGCUGGAAAUAAUAAUUUAUUCAGUUUUAAAAGCUGGUUGAAAUGAAAAUGUAGCCAAUAUUAUUUUGAUAUAUUCUUGAUAACUGAGCUUAAAUGUCAUCCAGCUAUGAUUAAUAAAUAAAUGUGGGAUGUUUUGUUUUAUGUAGUGAUGAUCAGGGAUUUGUGUACAAAGAUGCCAUUUUCAUUUCAACACACAAGUUAGUCGGUGGAGUUGAAACACCAGGUAAAGUAAAAUAUCAAGGACAAACUGUAAAUGAGGACAUUAUAGCACUCACCAUUCCCAUCAAAUAUUGAUUAUUUUUAAGUUAGACUGGUAACUGUUCCCUUAGAGGCUUUUGCAAUAAGUGCUGAGAUAUCUUAAUUGAUCAUCGGAAAUAAUCAGAUUGACCCACGUGAACAAUAAUAUUGAUUAUAGUCAGAAUAAUCUCCUUAAAAGAAUUCCCUUUAAGCCUCUGUACCAUGUUUUAGAACAUGACAAAACAUGGGAAAUGAUUGGCACACCACCAGCUGCAAUACCAGAACAAUCAAUAAAUUAGAAGAACCCAGACAAUUUUUACUACCUGUGAUGGCAGGCUGACAGUUAUUACAGUGUCAGUGUUUCUUCUUCUCACCAUUAAAGUAUCAGUAUAUACAUUGUAAGUAAAGAAAUUUAAGUUCUUAGGUUAAACCAUAAUUUCGUUUGUCUCCUAUGAAUAAUUAGGGCUAGAAAGCAAAGGAAAGUCUGAAUCAAAUGAGGUUGACCAGUGGUUAAUCCCAAGAAUGGAUUUUAACUACAACAUCUAUACAUCAUAAAUCUCAGUACCAUAAUUUUGUUUAAAAUAACUCUGAAAAUGAACAAUUUGUUUCCUUUUUCAGGGAUCCUCAUUGCCAAGAAAAGUUUGUUUAGGAACCCUGUUCCUUCAGGCUGCGGUGGAGGCUCUGUUUUUUUUGUAAGUAAAGAACAUUUUUGAAGGAGCUGUGCUGCUCAUUAUUCUCAACUUAGCUAUAAUAUAGAUAUGUGCUUGACUUUGGGAAGAAAAAACAGAGUAAACAUUGUUUGAACUACUAAGAACUGAAUUCACUGGCUCUACUACAUAAGCAACUUGGCCACUGUAGAACUGUCCCACCCUACCCCCUACCCCACUUCCCUGUUGUAUAUGACCAUUUUUUUUUUCGCAAUUUAAGGUGACAGAGAACUCUCAUAGAUACCUAAAGGAGAUUGAGAUGAGGGAGGAGGCUGGAACACCAGCUAUUGUGGGUGCCAUCAGAGCUGGACUGGUCUUUCAGUUGAAACAGGUACAGGAUAAAUAUUAAACAGUUUCACAUAAUUUCAGGGUCACCAUAGUUAGGACAUGUAGACAUGUGAUGUAAUGACAGGUGUAGAUUGGUCUAACUUGAGAGUCUGCUGACAAACUGAAAUGGUGUGACCAUUCAAGUAAAAGUUACUGAGAAGUAGCUAAUAAUAAAAGGACAAGAGCUGAGUACUGUCCGAGACUGCUUUUAACUAUGUUUGAGUCUGUGAAUGAAAUCUUAUUGUGUGACCAUUCAAAUGAAAACUCUCUGCAAUACUCUGUCUGUGGAUGAACUUAAGUGUGACCAUUCAAGUGAUACCUUAUUAUUGUUUAUGCUUCUGCAAAGUUAUUUGAUUUGUAUGAGAUCUUUUUGAUUUUCAAUUUUUUUUGACCGGCCUCUUCUUCUACGGUAUCACUGAGUAGUCCCUUGACCAGCAACAUUGUAGCAAUGAGUAUGGUGGGGUAGGUCAUGUGUACUGCAUUUUUUUUCUUCACUGAAAAAGUUAUUUUUAGUUUUAAAAAUGAUUUUAAACUUAAGGGGCCUUCUUUUCUCUCAGGAAAUAGGUUCAACUGCCAUCAUGACCAGAGAGGAAGAUUUAUGUAGGUUAGUAUGUACAUAUGCCAUUUUUCUUCUUUUCUUUGGUACUGAUAACCACAAAAUAUAAAAUAAUAUAAGUACAAGACCCAGUUUUGAAUUAAGCAGUUUUGUGAUUCGUCACACAUGCUGCCCGAUGUUGGAGAGGACUGCGUGACGAGCCGAAAGAACUCUACAUGGGAGGCUAUGUUGUGAUCGUGAUAAUUUAUGGAUUUUGGGUAUUCCUAAGCUGUUUUGAUGAUUAUGCAUUUUACAUUAUCACCUCAUUGUAAAGGCUUACUGGGUAUACUUUCACGUCAUUUUGGAGUGGUAGUUUUAAAUGAAUUGAUAGCAACAACGUCAGAAAGAAUUUUGUUUUUCAACAGGAGAGCCCUGUCAGCAUGGAACAACAGUGAGAAUCUUGUUCUCUUGGGGAAUCCAGCAGUGUCUCGCCUCCCGAUCUUCUCAUUUCUGAUCAGGCACCCAAUCUCAGGGUUGUUCUUACAUCACAACUUUGUAUGUGCCCUCCUGAAUGAUCUGUUCGGAAUACAGGCCCGUGGAGGCUGUGCAUGUGCUGGCCCCUAUGCACAGGUACUCUGAAAUUUCGUAUUAGCGUAUUCCUUAAGUUAAUUAUCCGCUGUAAACGGCUUUGCCUUUUACCCUUGUCAUAGAAUCUGUUGGGAAUUAACGAGGCACUAGCAAGAGAAAUUGAAAACCUCAUAUUGGAAGACAGGUUUGUGGCCUAUAGUGUUUGAUCAUUACAGUUUCUGAACUUACAAGUUCUACAGUCGUGAUUAUUGCUUCAAUUGUUUGUCUCGUGAUCUAUCAGAAGUUCACCUUCUUCAGGACCAAAUCAUUGCUUUCUUUUUGGUACUAGUAUAACUAUUCUGUACUUCUAAACCUUCACAGUUUCAUUUAGUUUAAUUAGUUCUGACAAUACUAUUUUUUAUAUUCCUUAUGAAAACAAUGAUGUUAAGAUUUUCCUCUUAAACAGUCGCUUAGACAGAGUUCACCUCCGACGAUACCAUGAAUAUUCUGAACGAGAAAUAUUGAGGUAAGUGUUUGAGACAAUUUUACAUCAUCAGUAUCAUCAUCAUCAUCAUCAUGAUUGUACGGAUUCCCAAGAGGGGUCCCCCACUUGAACACUAAGGAUCAUGUGACGUUGAACAAAGCACGUUUUCCAAUUUUGACAAGUCGUUUCCUUUCGUUUCUCGUGCAGUGGGCACGAACUCAGUUGACCUUAUUCUUAAUUUUGUGGAACUUCAUUUAGGGAUAAUUUCAUUACAGUCAUCAUCAUCGUUGUUAUCAUCGUCAACCUCAUCAUUGUCAUCAUCGUUGACAUCAUCAUCAUCGACAUCUUCAUCACCAACAAAACAUCAUCGUUGUGAUCUUCAUGUCUUCCCGCGCCAAAUCCAAUUAAUUGACGUUGAUCCUCAAAACGUACGGCUUCCUAAUUGCAAUUGGGUUUAUUAUGACUUUGAACUAACUAGAACAAAGUACACGUGUAAAUUUCGUGAAAUAAAUAUCAAUUCACAUGUUCUUCCCAGACCAGGUUUUGUGCGGCUUAAUUUGCCCUAUUUUAUGUCAGAUGAUUCUGUCGAGUUUGUUAUAAAAGCAGUGAAGAUGGUGGCAGAACAUGGCUGGAAACUUCUAUCACAGGUAAUUAAAUAUUUGUGUAAAAGGUCAGUUUUUAAUGGUAAGGGUCUCGGCCUGUCAUCAGGCUCUCUUGUGGUGGGUAGGACGAAGAGGAAGCUGGCAAAUUCUUGAAGACAGGGAAUAGGAAAGGGGCGGCGAAAGUAACGAUCGACUGAAAGUAACGAAAUGGGAGAGAAAAAUGAUCCCCAAAAGUAACCUUACAAGUUGAUUCCUGGUAAUUAAUCUUGAAAGUGACCCGGGUGAAGGUUUUUAACAUAUAUAGUGCAGGCUAGUGACAGACAGUACAAACAUUAACCACAAAGGACUGCAAAGGACCGCAAACGAAUAUGCCGGAGAACGUAGGACUCUUCCCCCGUGUAUAUUUUAGAUAUUUUUUGCUCAUUUCAUUCGUGUUUGUCCUCUUUAGUACAUGUUUAACCCUGAGACUGGAGAGUGGAAACACAGAAAACAUCAGGUGACAUGCACGCAAUUCUUUAAAGAUGCUUUUUCUUUGUGUGUUUGUUUUUGUUUCCCAUUUCUUAACAGUUAGACUGAACUUUUGUAAGCCGUUUGACUUGAUCCUUCUCCUAUUUUUGACAGCUAUUAGCCUUGCCUUCUUUUUUUUUAGGUAUUUCGUGACCGAAAGUGGCUUGGUUCAAUUACUUACUCAGAGGGUCACAUGACUUAUCCAUCAUCCCCCGCACGCGCGGAAGGAGCCCCGAGUUCACACACGGUAGGAAACUAGUCCCACAUGGGAUGAGUCGUAACGCGGUUUUCCUUGCUUUUGCAUCAUCACGCUUUAUGAUUGGCUAAAAAUCUCACGCCGCUGAGUUCUUAACCGAAGGAACCAAUCAUGUGUUGCUCGCACAUGUUUCCUGCCCUUGGUGCAUGCCACAGCCAUUUCCUUUUAAUUUCAAUUGGUUAAGUUCUCUGGGACUUUUUGGAUUAGUGAAAGAAUUUUUUUUCAUUCAAGUAAAGCCCUGUGAUUGAGACCGGACUCGAAAAAACGGCGAAAAUCGAGAGUGGUAAAACUGCGUUGCAACCACCAACCAACUUAAGAGGCUGUCCGCGUAAGAACCGAUAAGGCAAAUUUUGGUCUAUCACGGAUUGCCCUGAUUUUUCCAGUGGAAGAUAACUAUCCUGUCCCAUGAAGAAAUAUCACAUUUAUUUGGACCAACUCAAUUUUUUCUCUAUAUUACAAGAAGAUUUUCUCGGUCACCUAAAACUGGCCAGUUUGCCGUCGGAAGUGGUGCGAUUUUGGUGAAACUUUAGGGCUCUGUUAAACCUGCCUCACAAAGCCGAAUAAGCUGAUUAUUUUACACACAAAAGCUUUAACUCUGAUUAAUAGUUUCAAGGUUCAAUGGUUGCAUUCUGUGGAAAGUUGGCUGAGAUAUGAGUUUUUUAAAAUGACCUUUAAUUUGCUUAUCGGGAAAAGUAAUUUGCAUAACUAGAGCUGAACGGUAAUUUCGCAAAAGUGGCACCUGACCCAGACUCAAGUCUAUGAUAAAACAGAAGUACUAAGACCAGUCUACUUCUUCAUGCAAUAAAAUUUGUGGGCACUCUUCUUUGCGUGCGGUACAAAGUUCCGCUAAUGUUCCAAAAUUCGCCAUUUUGACAGCAAAGCUGGAAUUGUAACGGUCUGCAUCUGGUCGACUAAUUUCCACAGCUUUAACGUUUCUAGUUAUCACUGACUGUUAUUAGACCCUUUAAAUGUUUGACUUUCGAAAACAUGAGAAGAAAACUUGGUAAUAGCUUUUUCUUGUUUUUUUUUCUUGUCGACGAUGAAAAUGACUUCAUUCUCCGUAUGCAAAUUAGCCUUAGAUGCGUCGUUUCAACAAAUUGACAGGAAAUAUAAUACUUGUAUUUCACUUUUUUAAGGGAAAAAUAUCUCUUCUUUCCACGAAAAAACACGAACGAUGUAUGACUUAGAAUCCCCUUAGGUCUGUUUCUUUUACGAGGAAGAAGCAGCAGAAGAAGAUAUGUUUACGCGAAUUAAAAUAAUUUAAUUACUGUGGCUCGUCACGCAUUCCCCCAGAGUGACCGUGUAUCGAUCAGUUCUUUUAUCUUAUUAUAUCUUUUUUGAGGUGAUAGUUAUUGAUAAUCAUACAAUUUAAUCAUUGUUAAUUCCGAUUCUUUACUGGGUGGGAAAUACCGUGCUGUUGUAUUUAUUCAUUCUACGACCGUUUUAACUGAGACAGUACCACCCAGUCUGAUCACCGGGCGCCACUAGGAUAGGGUUUAAUAUGACGGCCCAUGGUGUAAUACACGACAAUUAGCCUAAAAGUAGUCACUUAGUAGAAAAAAGUAGUCUCCUUUUUCUUUCCCUGGAUUUGAAUGGUAUUUCAGAGUGACACAACUUAUUCUUUUUUUAGCAUUCCCCAGGGCUGUAGUUAGGUUUUUUGUAACGAGGGGCAUUAUCGCGAGAGCCGAAGGCACGAGCCUUGUAGGGGGUCUGGGGGUGUCCUCCCCCAGAAAAAUUUUCAAAUUUGGAGGCUCCGAAAUGCUAUUUUCAGCACUUGUCAUGAAAUAUGUCUCCGAAAAAUAGACCUCGACAGGAGCCCAUGACCUCGAAGAUGAAAAUGGCAAACAAUAGCAAAUCACUAUAAUCAAAAUAACUGAGUCUAAAGAAAACAAAUCCAUCCACAGACUUAAUUUGUCUGGCUCAAAAGGUCCAGGGGAGACAGCUGCCCUACGGCUCUCUGACCACUUUGAACUAACUAGGUUGAUCUUUCUUUGACAUACAGAUAGGUUGAAAGCUUCUGAUUGAUCAUGAGGGUGUUGUGGUCUCAAUUAUUCUUCAGCGAUUCCUGCAACAAGUUUUUGCCUUUCGAACACCUCGUCUUCUUGCAGCAGAUCUCUAUCGUCAAGUUCAAUGUAUAUUCAAGUUCAUUACAUUGGUUAUUUCGUCCAUUGCCUUAUUGUAAUUACACUUAGGACUAUGUUUAGGUGUUGACUCAAACGGGCCUAGAGUCCAACAUGGGAAUUGGAACGGGGGCGGGGGAACUCCCUACGAUGGCCCAUACGGGGAGGCUCCGGCUUCAGGUAUGUGAAAGGGUAGGCUUUCACUAGAUGAAGUAUAAAAAAGGGCGAGUGCGCUUAUUGCAGCCUUAGCAGCACCUUUGGCGGUACUUAAAGAAAAAAGAACUAAGUUUAAGAAUUUAAGGAAAAAGUAGCAGGACUUAAGUUUUCAGAAAUUAAUAUACAGAGGAGAAAUUUCACCCCUUUAAGUAUAAAUGCUUGUAAAAGUAGAGGUGGAAUCGGAGGGAGAGAGGGUGGAUGGUAAAGUAGGUUAAAAAUAGAGAGAUAGGAGGAGCACUUUGAUGGAGCACAUUGUUCAAGAGGGUAUAAAUACAAAAAAACGGCAAUCUGGAGGCAUUUUUUAAGACUUAAUGAAAAUGUUUUCAAAACAAGAAAAACAGAGAAACCUUGUCCGAUAAACCUCUCCGGCAAACGUGUGAACAUGGUUGCUGACUGUUCAAUCGUACUCUUCUCGACCCUUUGGCGUCAAGUUUUUUUACGUUUCUUGCCACAGGAGGAGCAAAUCGGCUAUAAAAAGUUGAACUGAACAUUCUGGUACUUUUAAGUCUCACUAAUUUUUACAAAACCAGAGACAUGUUUUAAACACUGUUUAAGUUAAAGAAAAUUGUUUUUAUUGCAAGAAUGAAAUACAUUUCACACGCGUCCCAAGGACAUUCCUCUUAGAAAAUGGCAGGGGCGGGAAAGCCCUAGGAACGAGGUUGAAUCCUGACUCCGUGUAGAAAGUUCUUUCUUUUUUCCCCAUUUAUAAUGCUCUUCAAACAAUCAUCAGAAAACUAUCUUUUACAACACACGGAUUAACCUCUAUGUAUAGUAUUUUAUAGGUAACAAUUGAUUAGAGCAAGAUACACGGCUGUCAAAAAAUAGAAAUAAAUAAACUAUCUUUGCAAGCGCAACUAAACUGGAAACGAACAUCAGAAAACAUCGCAAGAUAAAAUUUUAAAUGGAGAAAUAAUAAUAUCUCUGUACGUUUAGAAAUUUUUUGCAUGAAGAAGAAAAAAGAAUGAUACUUACGUGAUGGAGCAAAACUUUGACUUAUUUCCUGCCACAGUAGUUAUUUUGUCAGUAUGAUCCAGAGUGUGACCGGGGUAUUGACAAGACCUUAGGCUCGAUUUCCGCCGUCUCCCAAUCCCUUGGGGGCUCAUUUUCCAGCACAGUAGACCUUGGCGCUCGCAAAAACCUGCCAAGUAGGUGUCUGUGCCUUGGGCAGAUUGUCAUUUUAGCGUUAGCGUGUGUACACACCACCCCCAUGCACCCCCUCGGAGAAAGGGCCCCUUCUCCGAUUUUUCCCAAGGGGAGGUGGGGGGUUUGUACACAGGCUAUUUAGUGUCUGUGCCUUGGGCAUAUUGUCAUUUCAGUUCCGAAUACCUACCAAACCUCUACUCUCGCUAAAAUGAGUUCAUUCAGUCAUUGACUUUGCUACACUUAGACAAGUGACAGCUGGCUAAGUGCGACGUAAUAUCAUUCAUGCACUCUGCGACCAACACAUUUCCCUCCACACCCCUACUGGGACCACACUCUGUCUUGACGAUCUCGCGAAAAGAACAGCUUUUUUCACAAUUGAUCUCUUCGGCGAUUUCAUUGGCAUAAUUAUAUUUGAAACUGACACCUGUUGCAUUAUGAUUCAAUUAGAUUGAAACCAGAACAAGAUCAUCUUGGGAAUACGGAUGUUAUACCCUAACAAAAACUAAAAACUGAGAUAAUCCCUUUUGCGUGUAUUCACUGAAAAAAGAAACUAUUUUUCCCGUUUCAUUCUGCUACCGAUAAAUGCUUUAAAGAUCUUUGAAUGAAACUGAAAUUUACAGCUAAUUUGCCUUUUGCAAAGCUAUACAUGGAUUUAGAUAGAAAAAGUGUGGGGCAUUUUUUUUCAUCAUAGUGCCGUGUACAAACGUCUGUUUAGCAAAAAAGAGUGCCCACAAAUUUUAUUGUGGUGACAAGAGGACUUACCUUGCAAGUUAACUCUUAUUUUUAAUUAUUAUCAAUAACUACCAUUUAAAAAAAGAUGAAAAUAUAAUAAAAUUGAUCGAUUCAACGCUAUUGUUUUCUAAUCGACCGCCCCUUUUUAGGAAUGCGUGACAGGCCACAGUAAUUGAAUUAUUUUAAGCCACGCAAACAUAUGUCAUGAUAUAUUAUUCAGCUGUUUCUUCCUCGUUAAACAAAAAAAACCAGACCUUAAGGAGAUUCUAAGUGACGGUUUGUGUUUUUCUAUGGAAAGGAGAGUUAUUUUUCUCCUUAGAAAUGUGAAAUGUAAGGAUUAUGUUUCAUGUCAAGUUGUUGAAAAGACGCAUCUACGGCUAAUUUGCAUACGGAGAAUGAAGUCACGUUCAUCGUCGACAAGAAAAAAAACCAAGAAAAAGCGAUUACUAAGUUUUCUCCACAUGUUUUCGAAAGUCCAACAUUUAAAGGGUCUAAUGACAGUCAGUGAUAACUAGAAACGUUAAAGCUGUGGAAAUUAGUCGACCAGAUGCAGACCGUUACAAUUCCAGUUUUGCUGUCAAAAUGGCGAAUUUUGGAACAUUAACGGAACUUUGUACCGCACGCAAAGAGGAGUGCCCACAAAUUUUAUUGCAUUAAGAAGUAGACUGGUCUUAGUACUUCUGUUUUAUCAUAGACUUGAGUCUGGGUCAGGUGCCACUUUUGCGAAAUUACCGUUCAGCUCUAGUUAUGCAAAUUACUUUUCCCGAUAAGCAAAUUAAAGGUCAUUUUAAAAAACUCAUAUCUCAGCCAACUUUCCGAGGAAUGCAAGAAUUAAACCUUGAAACUAUUAAUCAGAGAUAAAACAUUUGUGUGUAAAAUAAUCAGCUUAUUCGGCUUUGUAAGGUAGGUUUGCAAGAGCCUUAAAGUUUCCUUAAAAUCGCACCACUUCCGACGGCAAACUGGCUAGUUUUAGGUGACCUAGAAAAUCUUUCUGUAAAAUAGAGAAAAACUUGAGUUGGUCCACAUAAAUGUGAUAUUUCUUCAUGGGAUAGGAUAGUUAUCUUCCACUGAAAAAAUCAGGGCAAUGCGUGAUAGACCAAAAUUUGCCUUAUCGGUUCUUACGCGGACAGCCUCUUAAAUUAGCAGUUCACAAUCAGCUUCUAUAAUGUUGCUUGAUUUUGAUGUUAAAAAAUGGCUGUUUAUCAGUGACCGUUGCUUAGUAUUUUAGGGACGAAAUAGUUACUGGGAAUAACAGUUAAGGCAAUUAACUACAUCGUGGCAUUGUAGUGGUUUUCUUUGUUCUCAUUACCCAUAUUUAUUUAUAAUUUAUUAAGAAUCAAGGGUUUGACUUUAGUGUCUUCUUUAACAUCUAGGAUUGCCUCAAAAAAGCUGAAGAAAUCCUACAGAAAGCGACCUUAAACAAGGUAAAGACUAUUUUUUUCGUUUUAAGCAUAAACAGAAUAACUCUAUGGUGUUCAAAAUUCCGUCCCGGCCUUAGUUCUGUUAUUUCCUGUUGUUGUGUUGUAUGAGUUAGUCAGUUCAAACUUUUGAUCAUUUGCAAGAAAGUUUUUAUCAAGAAGUACUGUACAAGGCAAUUAUCUGUGUUGUUGGUGACAACAAAUUUUCAGUCUACCCUAAGAAGUUUAUUUUCUUUCCUCAGGCUAUCAACAGUGUUUGUGAUCAAACGUUAUUUUUGGGCGAGGAAGGUGAAAAGCUACGCUGGUUUUUGCUUCCAAGUGAAGCGGCGCAGCUGCUCAACGGUAAACAACUUAAAGACUAUCCGGUAAAGGGGGCUUUUACUCCAUUACAAUGGAAGAAUGGCUUUUGUGUCCCGCAGGCCGCUCAUUUGACAGGGGCUCAUUAUAUGGAGUGUUCUGAUAGGAAUUCUGUAGCUCCCAUAGAAAAAUGUACUACACUGAGAGAAAACACAGAGGAAAGAGAUUUGAACGGAAUGACAAACUGUGGUUGUAUUGCAAAAAAUGCAAUUAGUAAAAACAUCGCGGAGAUUUCUAUUUCUAGUGGUGACAAAUGCAAAAAUGAUGCUGAAAGACUCAGAGAUUUGCCUGGCUCUGUGGAUUUAAAAGAAAAUCAAACCACUUUGGUAAGUGUUUGCAACAGAUCUUUGGAAGGCGCAGGGGAUAAACCUAGAUUUAACGCUGAAAACAUGGAUACAGAACUUGCAAGUGAAGAUUUGCUCUCACGUAAAAGGAAUCACGGAAAAGUUUUUGACGAAACAAGGAUACUUAACUUUCCUGAGCAAGGGGAAAAGACAAUCACAAGUGCUUUUGUGAGUGAGACAUCUUUGAAUGGACCGAAGAACGAUUGUGGUUCCCUUAUUGACAGUGAAACAAGUGAAAUAUCAAACAGUUUUGAGCAGAAAUUAAACCUAAACGCUUGUUCUUCGAGGGAAAGGAUAGUUCCUUCUUCCGAAGGCAGUGAGGCUAUAACGAUUUCAGAGGCUGUUUGUCGCCGAAAACCGAGAAAGAAGAAACAAAAUGAAGUGACCUCGGGUAAACCCAAGUUUCAUCAUCCUCCCAAGAGUAUUUUUAAACCAGCCACACAGGUAUGAAAACAAUUAUUAGAAAUAAUUCACGCGGCAGCUGUUUACUUUUUGCACCGAUAAUUUCUGAGCAUGUUCAAGGCUUUAAUUCUGUCGGGACAAGCGAAAAGGAGAGCGGGCAGGUGAAGAAACCGGCGGAAACUGGGAAGAGGGAGAGAACAGCGCGCUCGCUAUUCUCGUCCCCAGACCCUCCCGUCCCUCUUAGCCUGCGAGGUCUGAGAACGAGUUCCUGAUGCCAGACCUUGCUGACAAAGAGGAAGAGGAAGCUCUGGGAACGAGAAUAUUCGUUAGCUUUUCCUUUUGCUUGCCUCUUCAUCCCCACAAACAGAUAGCCUCGAACGGGCUAAUACGUUUUUACCAUCAGAAUUUAAUACUGUGUAAAAAAAUCUCAUAUUUCUCCGUUUUUUCAGUGCCUUUCGUUUUGCCUUUUCUCUCCUUCUGGCCAUAGCCCCGUUUUUUGAACUUCAUAGUUACCCUGGGUGUAAAAAUGCAUUGUAUGAGUUGUAUGAAGAGGCUGCAAAUUUCUUCGCCAAAAGUUUAGUUUCUUUAACGAAUAAAGAGGAAAGGGGAAAAAAGGAAAAAUCGUACAAUUUCGCUGUUUAACCGGCAGUUAACACUAGCAGCUCACACUGUAGUAAGCUUUUUUGGUUUCUCUUUAAUUUGCAGGCUUUAGAGGAGUACGAGAUGAUUCGCAAUGGAGACAGAGUGCUAGUGUGUCUGUCAGGAGGCAAGGACUCGCUUUCGUUACUUCACACUUUACAUCAAUAUCAGUUUUACAGCAAAUCUAAGGUAUGCUACCAUGAAACCUAGCCUGUCAUGAAUGAUCUGCUGGACAAAUCUGAGUUAGCGCGACCAAUGCAGGUGGCGGUUUUUUACUGCGCACAGACCGCUAUGUUGGCAGCGGAGGCAAUAAGAUACAACUGUUAACAGCCUAACUCAUGGUUAAGCCCGCCCAGUUUUGCAGUUCGUCGCGUUCAUCACCACUUCACCACAACCUAGUUCUCAGGCUCCUUCUUCUUUCCGUCCCUUGGGAACGAGGUUGUCACCACCCAGUCCCCACCCACUUUUAUUGCCUGUUUUCGAAUUCAGAGGAUAUUUGCAAACGUUUCUACCAUAAUUGAUUAACAUUGAACAGUAUAUGGUGAUACAAUUGGUGAUUAUUACAUCGAUUUUGUUUUCAUGGUAUGGCUUUUUUCUUAGGGCAUCAAUUUUGAACUUGGAGCCACCACUGUGGACCCUCAAUCCCCUGGAUAUGACCCCAAACCUCUGGUCCAGUAUUUAGCGGCCCUUGGUGUUCCUUACUUUUUUGAAGAGCAAGGUAUGUCGAGCUAUAAACCCUGUAAACAAAGUUAGUGCUUUCACCGUUUGUUCUUCCCAAUUCGAACCUUUGUAAACUCUUUUUGUAUUAAGAUAAAAAAAAAAACUGUGGCAGACGAACAGCCAUUUUACAUUUUGGUGUUCUGUACGUUGAAGUCUUUAAAAAUUUAGCAUUUUUCGUUUUUGAAAUCUCUUUUAUAAACUCGCGGUAGUCGUAGAUUAAUUUCGUCCAGUAAAAUAUUCAAAAAAUACAAAAAUUACAUUGAAGUUAACUUAAGGAAAAAACACAGAACUCAAAGUGAAGAAAAAAAACAGAAGAAACCAAACAGGUUCCUCCAUCUUGUGUACUUGCAAUUGUCCCCAUAAAACAGUAUAUCCUGUUUGAAAUUUUCUUCCGAACAGGAAUCAUACAGCAAGCAGCUCGGCUGACUGUUUGUGAGUCUAUAUGUAGUUUUUGUUCCCGGAUGAAGCGCGGACGCUUGUACGCAUGUGCAAGGCGCGAAGGAUACAACGUGCUCGCUAUGGGACAGCAUCUUGAUGAUCUGGCUGAAAGGUGAGCCGGAUAAAAAUUCUUUCCUGUUUUUGUUAACAGCCAGUGAUAUGUGGGGAUCCACCCUGUAUAACAUCCUCAGGCUCUGUCAGGAGUGGUGUCUGCGCCGCCAAAUGGUAACCUGUAUAUCACCAUCCCCUCCCCUAAAAACAAAAUCGAGGAGAGGGACACCGAUUUUGUUUGAGGGGAGGGGAGGAUGUAUACAGGCUACGAAUUGGUUAAAAUUAGUUGCUUGCCCUUUAGAGAAGUCUACGUUGAAAAGAGUAUAACCUGUCUUAUAUGCCACUUUCCCGCCCUUUUUACCCCUCCCUCUCUGGAUUACACCAACUCCCUCCCUGUAUAAAUGUCCCUAACAAAAUUAAAAUUGUUUUCUGUGCCAUAAGAGAGAUUAAGUACCGCCUUUACGGCAAUCGUGAAACGGCAGCAUGCAGAGUUAAGUUUUGUUCCGCAUGUUUUAUUUUUUUUUAUGAAUGUGAAAGCACAGCCAGCGACAAAAGAAAAACGGGUUUUCGCAAACCUGAUCCUUGAAAAUUUGUCCAUUUAUUUUCAGCUUUUUGAUGUCAGCAUUUCACAAUGGUCUGUUGCGAACAAUGAAAGCGAACUAUACCGUCUUGUAAGUAUAUAUAUGUAACAAACCUGUCAAUUAUUUGUUUCACAUUCUAAAUCCGGCCAUCAAAAAUCUUCGUGCACAAAAAACUGUUCAUGUUUUAAUCAGAUUUAGUUUUAAAGGUUACUACUUGUCUUGUUUUGCUCUUCCCUGAAAGUUACAUGAAGCGGUUUUAUUUAAUCACUCAUAUUUCCUUCGUUUUACUUGGUUUUAUUCUGUUAUGAACAUGUUAUUUUUUUUUUGAAUGCUUCACUGUAAACUCCGACUACAGAUUCAACGUUUGUUAAUUUUUUUUUGGAAAUAAAGCUAAUUAAUAAAUGUCUUUGCAUUUUAGGGAAUGUGAUUUGCGUGUUAUCAGGCCUUUAGUUUAUGUACGCGAGAAGGAAUUGAGAAGUUUUGCGGAAAAGGUAAUGUUGAAUUAUUUGUACACAUAAUUAGUACCUGACAAAGACCGAUGCCAGGCGAAAGUUUGUUCCCUUUUUCGGCAGACUUUCUUCAUUUUCCAGCCGGAAUGUUUAUUGCCACAAAACCAGAGUUCCCCGGAGCUAAGAAAUUAUUAGUAAAUAAUACAUGUAGAUAGGAUGUAGAUGUGAGAUAAUGUCAUAAUUUAUCGUGAAAAUUUGUGUUAUUUCAGGUCAAACUUCCUGUGAUUGCGGAGAACUGUCCUGCCUGUUUUGAAGCACCUAAGGUCAGUACUUUUGCAUUUGUUACCUUUUUGUUUGUUUUCAUGUUUAACUUUUGUUGUAUUUCUUUUUUUCAGGAGCGUCAUCGAACAAAGCAGCUUCUGGCGGCUCAGGAAAUAUUGUUUCCAGACCUCUAUCACAGCCUGCUCACGGCCAUGAAACCUUUGAUGGCUCGCGAUCGAGUGGGCCUGGAGUCUAGUAAGAUGAAAGAGGGAAACUAUGAUGAUUUCCUCUGACAAACAAAGUGCGGUCGCCUAAUCGAAAGAAAGACAUAGUAGAGAGACAUUUGCGUUUCUUAGACAGACUGUUGUUUUGUUGAAAAGCUUUCAAAUCAAGUUUUCUAUUAUAUUCACAAGCAGAGAACUCUUUGAAAAUCAGCCUCGUCCCCAUAUCCCGCGCGCGCUUCCUCGCGCUACCCCUUUUUUCUUGCGCCCAUUACUUCCAAGCGCCGGCUACGCUGGCUACGUCCCCAGGGUCGGGUCGGGAAGGGGCGGAAAGGAAAAGCCCUGGGGUCGAGGUUGUUCAAAAAUGACGAAAGCCAUUCCACUCGAAAGAACUUUUUAGUACCGCUGCACAAGAGAAUUAACUUAAUUUUAUAGUAGUGAGGAAGCUUUUGGGCCAUGAAUCUCCAAAUCAAUUUUAUUUGCGAU